GCGCGAGCGCGGCCGACCUGGGGCGUUCAGGUACUCCCCUCGCCUAAAACCUACAGGGACAUAAAAUGGAGUUACCAGGUUGAGGAAAAGUACGGCUGUACUCAAUAUUAUGCAUAACUUGUAGUUUUAUUAGUGUAAUCAGUGAUAUCUUAACAGCAUAGUCGACUGAGACUCCGAGGAACGAGGAUUAAACAUGUUUUGGACGGUGUUCAUCGCCGCUUUAAUGGCGACAGAUUCCAUCAUGGCCAUCUCGGUCCAGACACCCACAAAGAGGAACAUUGUCAUCCUCUUCCAGCCCGUCACCCUCACCUGUAGCUUCCAGACAACCGCCACCCAGCCUCCUGUUGUCACAUGGAAGUACAAAUCAUAUUGCCGGGACCCCAUCCAGGCUGCGCUGAAUCCCAGUAGUGCGGAAAACAUCCUAUCCCAGAACAACCCAAACUACGACCCCAACAUUGAGUGUGCCGACAGCCAGAGGACGGUGCGUAUUGUGGCCUCCAAGCAAGGCAAUGCUGUCACCCUUGGACAGGAGUACCAGGGCCGCAAGAUCAGCAUCCAAAACAAUGCAGACCUGAAUAUCGCACAGACGGCAUGGGGCGACAGCGGUGUCUACGUCUGCUCAGUGAUUUCUUCUCAGGACCUUUCAGGAAACGGAGAAGACUACACAGAGCUUAUCGUUCUCGAGAGAAAGUCAGACACUACUGACCUCCUGCCUGAGAUUGACUUACUGAUUAUGGAAGACUGGCUCCUCGUUGUUCUGGUUGUGUUGGGCUUCCUGCUGCUGCUGCUCCUGAUCGGGAUCUGCUGGUGUCAGUGCUGUCCACACACCUGCUGCUGCUACGUCAGCUGCCCCUGCUGCCCCGACCGCUGCUGCUGCCCACGAGCGCUGUACGAGGCAGGAAAAGCAGUGAAGAAAGGUUUGCCCAAUCAGUAUGCUCCCACCAUGUAUGCUCCCAGUAUGUAUGCUCAGCCACCAUACAGUGGUCCACUUAUGAACCAGCCUGGUAUACCCCUUCUCCCUCUACCCAGAGCUGGCCAUGCUCCUCCUCAAAACGGUUAUGGGCGGGAAUAUGACGCCGCCAGCUCAAUUGGACAGGGCUCUCAGGUACCUCUGUUGCAUGACCCGGACAGUGGAGGAGACCACACUCGCAGUGGAUAUCGUAUCCAGGUUGACCCCGAUGGGAAUGCCACACGUGCCAUUUACUACAUGGAAAAGGAGCUGUCGAAACUGGACCCGUCAAGACCUACCAACUACAACCGCAUGGAUAACAUGAGUGAAGUCAGUUCUCUACAUGAUGUUUUGGACCCUCGAGGUCGGGGGGGCCGAUCCCAGCCGCCACCUCUGGCUACGGUUUAUGACCGGGAUGAAGCCAUGAGCACCAUCAGCAGUGUUUCCCAGCAGGGACACCGCCGUGAUGAUUACCCACCCCGAGGCGGAGGCUACAUGGGUGACCGUGCACGAGCACGCUCCAUGGACAACCUGGACGACAUCGUACGUCGUUACGGCCGAGAUGACCUCCCAGCAAACCGGCGUCCAGAUGAGCCGAGAGGCAGGAGAGGUUCAGAUGAUGGGUGGAGCAGCAGUGCCCGCAGCGGCUACGACCGCGACGUGGACGAGCGAAGGCGACGUGACUACUCCCCUGAUAACCGCCGGAGAGGAGACAGAGGGGGCUACGGCGACCUCCCAGGGAGACGCAGCCGUAGUCGUGACGAUCUGAUGGACCUGGAGAGGGAUCGGCGUCCCGGUGAGGGGCGGACGGAUGAUUAUGAUGACAGCUUCCUGCGAGAAGCGAUGGAGAGGAAGAAACUGGGCGAGCAGCAGAGGGCACGCAGCAGGGAUCGACUGGACAGCGAGAGCGACCGCUCAGAUCGCGGCAGGGCGCCACGUGGACCUCCACCACUUCCUCAGAACCCGCCUGCUGGAUACCCGGGUCGCCGUGAUGACUACCCACCUCCUCCGCCUCCUCCUUACAGUGAUGAUGAGAGUAUGUCAUCAUCUAAAAAAACCAACCUCCGCAAGAACGGAGCUGUAAGUCGGGAGAGCCUGGUCGUUUAAAGACCACCACGACGUGAGCAACUCUUCCAAUACCGCAGCUUUUUAUUAACCCAAAAAGGACCGGACUGUAAAUAUUUAGACACACUGCUAAUUUGCUGAGCUGAUUUUUUUAAAAUGUUUUUUAAUUUACACUAAACUUUGAUGCUGAAUGUGUAUGAAUGCUUUUCUAACAGAGAGGCACACAGAUGAAAUGCUGCGGGCCUUCUCGUGUAUAAAAACAUUGUGGCUGCCACAAGUGCCUUACGUUUGUACAGAAUUUAACUUGUAGAUGUGAAAGUCAGCUAGAUAGAAUAUCUCUGUAAAGGUGUUUGAAUCUUGAUGACUAGAGAUGUCCCGAUUGGUUUCAACUUUAUCGUUUUUUUUUUAUAAAUUUGAUGUAGUCUUAUUCAGCUGAUGUAGUCUUGUCUGGGUCUUUAGAUUUGUUGGCUCUUUAUAUGUGAAAAGUAAAAUGUUUUUACAAGAUAAAAACUUAAAGGAACUGAUUUUAACUUUGCUUUUAGUUAUGUAAAAGUGUGCUCAAUGUAUUUAGAAACCUGGUGAACAAUAUAGAUGUUGUUUGAGUGCUUCUUAUUAAUGUUGGUUUUUUUUUCUUCUUUUUCCAAAAAAACAAAACAAUUUUUAGUUCAAACCAGAAUGAUAUUGUACAGCUAACCAGUAAAACACACUCAAAAUGUAAACGUAUUGUGAUGUGAUGAAACUCAAAUUUUACAAUAAAGUCAGUCUCCACUGUCA
Molecule: messenger RNA, 2788 nt
Organism: Labrus bergylta (ballan wrasse)
Lineage: Eukaryota; Metazoa; Chordata; Actinopteri; Labriformes; Labridae
Gene: lsr
Product: lipolysis stimulated lipoprotein receptor
Biological process (GO): establishment of blood-brain barrier; tricellular tight junction assembly
Cellular component (GO): tricellular tight junction; plasma membrane
Source: RefSeq, a predicted model, not a curated record